This is a messenger RNA of Papaver somniferum (opium poppy), 1085 nucleotides long. Its product is annotated as chaperone protein dnaJ 72-like. The transcript is spliced from 3 exons. The record is from RefSeq and is a predicted model, not a curated record. Bases 257 to 664 code for a protein of 135 amino acids. NCBI's taxonomy places the organism in Eukaryota, Viridiplantae, Streptophyta, Magnoliopsida, Ranunculales, Papaveraceae.
GCCUGUCAAACUCAAUUGCUAGGAUAAACUUAGCAUUUUUCUUGGCACUUGUCAGUCUACAUUGAUAAAGUGUCAACCGUGAUGGAAUGUGUUAACGCGUCUUCAUCUCGAGUCGGUUUCUGAUUACUCGAUAGUCAAUACUCUCUUGAUUCAUUCAAAAAGGAUACUCGUUCUUCUAAAACCUGUUUCCUUUCCACCUCCAUUAAACCCGAACCAAAUCAAGUCUAAUCAAAUCAUAUAAACCCUAGAAAUUUCCAUGGAUCACUAUAAGGUUCUAGGUCUAGAAAGAAACGCAAGUAAAACUGAAAUCAGAGAAGCAUUUAAGAAAUUAGCUCUACAAUACCAUCCAGAUAAACAUUCAAAUUCUUCCCAGACAGUAAUCGAUGAAUUUACUGACAAAUUUAGAGAAAUUUCUGAAGCAUAUGAGUUUCUCAUCACUGAUCAAGCAAUUUUUGAUAACUCAAAUGGAGAUGAUAGUGGUGAAACUUCAAUAAGAAGAGAACCUAAAUAUAGAGCUUCUGGGACUUUUGGUGAUGGAGUCUGGAACUAUGAGGGAGAUGUUGAUCCUGAGAGUAUCAAGAACUUCUUCUAUGGUGUUGCCUUUGCUGGUGUGCUUAUUGUGGGAUCAGUAGUUCUUAAAGCAGCUAAACGAAUGCUUGAUUAGAGAUUUCACAAUUCGGAGACAUCGUUCAAAGAAAUUGGAGUCGAAAAGAAACAUAACCCAGUAACAGUAGAAGACUUGUUGAUAUUCAAAAAAAUAACAUGUUAUAUCUUCACCUUUUGAAUUCAUUUCUUACUUUUGAAUUCAUUUCUUACUGACAGGAUUAGAUAACUGCUUUGUUUCUCAAAUUUUAUCGAUUAGGAAAAAGAAAAUGGUUUAAGUGCAGCACUUGAAAAACACAGGCCUGAUACCGUGAAGGAUUUAGGUGUUCAGUUUACAGGCAUGUAUGCCAGUUACUUUACUUCUGCCAGUUAAUAAUGUUGGGUCAGUAUGUUAGCAAUAUAUAUUCUGCUGUUUGGUUUGCGUAUCCCUAUUAUAUUACAGGGAAGGCCCAUUAUACUAAAAGCACGCAGUUAUUGAUUCA